AUGACAACAACUAUGCCCGACGACUUCGGACUUGUUCACACAGACCUUGUUGAGGCUCGUCUGCAUCGUCUGCGACUGGAGGAGGCGAUAAUUCUCGAGGCGAAAUGGCGUGACGAGAUGGAGCGAACUCGCGGCCCCGUUGACCAUUGCUCCCAGUUUCUGAAUGAUGCCGUUUGUCUUUCUAGACAGCUCGACAACAGCUCUUUUCUUCUGAGUCGGUAUUCUCACUCAGAAGCCGAUGCUAAAUGUAAGGCCGGUUUUCGCCUGAGCGAUUAUAUCACAUUGUCUGGUGCGAUUGUCGAUUAA
Protopolystoma xenopodis is the source of this 306-nucleotide messenger RNA. NCBI's taxonomy places the organism in Eukaryota, Metazoa, Platyhelminthes, Monogenea, Polystomatidea, Polystomatidae. The record is from the annotation of a GenBank genome assembly.